Closterium sp. Naga37s-1 is the source of this 1731-nucleotide messenger RNA. Lineage: Eukaryota; Viridiplantae; Streptophyta; Zygnematophyceae; Desmidiales; Closteriaceae. The record is from the annotation of a GenBank genome assembly.
AUGGAUCCGCUCGAUCAAGGCUCCGACCCGGCGAUACCAGCGAGAGGGAGCAGACCUGGUAGCCGCGGGGGGAGCCGGCCUGGCAGUCGUCCCGGCAGUCGUCCGGGUAGCCGGCCCGGCAGCUUAAGCGGCAGCCCGCGCCACUCACGGAGCCGAUCCAGCGUGUCUAUUGGAAGCGACAGCUAUGGCACGCCUGACGGCUCUCCAACAUCUUCUUCCGCCGCGGCGUCGCAUCGCGCGAUAAUCAGCCCAGAGCGCCGACGAGGCGCAAUUGCGCGCGACACGGGCCAUGCCAUGGCGGGGAGUUCACGUCCCUCGUCGUCCGCGUCUUCGCGCCACGCACGGCUGGACCGACCGCCGCCACUGGUGCGACCAAUCAACGACCCAGAGGGGCCUGACGUGGAACUGGAGAGCCCCACGUCAGACGACGAAAUCACCGAUGCGGACCUGAUUGCCUACUCUUCCGGCCCGCGACCGCUGCAGCCAACUACCUCGGGAAUACCGUCGUCUCCGCCUCCUCUUCUCGCCGACCCGCCCAUCGUACCCGGCGGCGAUUAUUUCUUCGGCCGGCCCAGCUCUAUCAGUUCAGCAGGCGGAGGCUCGGCUUCUGGCGGUGGGGGUCUUAAGUUCCCCCCGUUGAGCGGGCGCGGAGGACGGCCGGGAGCGAACAAGCCAACGCUCGUCAUCCCGCCUGUGAUGAUCGACGGUGUGACGGUCCCGUCGCCCUCGCCGCAAGAAGCGUCGCCCGACCCGGAAGAUAUGGCUCCGUCGCCCGCGCCGCUCUUCCACUGGCCGUUCGCGACCAACAUGCCGAUCAUCUCGCCAGGUUUCACGCAUCAAUCCGCGCAACAGCAGGCCCCCGGUUCCGCCGGGUUCACUCGCGGUGCGGCAACGCGCGCGGACGCGCUUGCGGCGGCCGCCGCCAUUGUCGCAGGACUCGGGGACGACACGAUCGAAGGCGGGGGACCCAUCGCUGCGCCGCCAACGCUUCCGCGGACGCUGUCGCGGGAAAUGUCGCGCGAGCUUUCACGCGGACUGUCCCGCAGCGGCGGCGGCGGCGGAGGCGGCGGCGGCGGGAUGGGGGAAAUGGGCGGAGGGCUGCAGCGGCAGCUUUCGCGUGCGCUAUCGACGGAACUCUGGGAUAUUCCUCUUUCCACGGUGCCAUCAAUCUUCUUCUCCGCCACUCCCCGCCGCCAAGCGCCCCCGCCGCCGCCAGUGAACAUAGGCGCGACAGUGGUGGCUGACAGCAGCAAGGCGCAAAAUAAUUGGUCCGUGACGCUCUGCGGCUCGUGCGGGCGUCACUCCACGUGUCUGUGCGUGGAGGCCGUGCUGUGCCCGUGCAUCACGGUGGGCCGAGUCGCAGUCGCCGUCGAUCCCGCCUCCUACUCGCACUGCGGAGCGUCCACGUGCUUCUCGCUGCUCUCCUGUAUCUUCUCCUGCCAUGUGCGUGUGCUCUACAUCCUCUACUCCGCGACCCUGCGCAACAAGGUGCGGGCCAAGUACGCCAUACAGGGCUCCGCGUGCGGGGACUGCUGCGCGCACUGCUGCUGCCACGCCUGCGCGCUCAUGCAGGAGCUUCACGAGCUACAGGUGCGCCCCCCCGCAUCCCCCGCACCCACUCCCGCGUCCUUGGAUGCUUGUAUGCCGCUCACUGGAUGCUUCUCUGUCGCGCAACUCGCUGAUGACUCUUUCAUGUACUGGCCUCCCAGAUUCUCUCUGUCACUGUCCUAA